GUCGACACAGCACUAGUCCGUGACACACGUUCCCUCUCUUAUCUGCCAGGCCUACCUUCAAAUUUAAGCAACGCUUUCUGUUCUCCAAGAAAAGUAUAUGCUGCCUUCGUUUCACAACUUAUAAUCACAACUCCAUUCGCAGAUUCACAACCAUUAUCCCAUGAUCUAUACUAGUUUCCCUCACUAAUCGGAAAUGGCGUCGAAAUUUUACAUCACAUUCACACCAUGUUACACAAAGAACCACCACCGAUUGCCAGAAGCGCCGCAACGCUUCUUAUUUUCAAGCGAUUCCAGAGGUAAACGACCGAGUCUGGGAGUUACUAGGGUUUCAGAUGGCGGAGAAUCGUAUCUGGGGAUGUGGAGAAAGGCGAUGGACAGGGAGAGGAAGGAAAUCGAGUUCAAGAAAAUUGUAGAGAACGUGGUCGGAGACGAGGAUAACGGCGGAGGAGACGAGGAUUUGGAGACGAAGAGCAGUGAGUUCUUGAAGAUACUUGAAGUUCCCACUGAGGAGAGGGAUAAAAUUCAAAGAACACAGGUGAUCGAUCGGGCCGCUGCUGCAAUUGCUGUUGCUAGUACACUUCUAAGGGAUGAGAAAAUGCCGAUUGAGAAUGAGUCCUACGGAUUAGGCCAUCUGGAUAAUGACGAUGGCAGAGAGGUUUCUAUAUUUGGGGAUUCACAGCAAGGAUCAUCUAGUAUCGGAACACCAGGUCCAAAUUUCUGGUCAUGGAUACCACCUUCCAAUGAAAAUGACGGAUCUACCCCUGCAUCAAGUAGAAAAACCUCAACAUCUCCCAUUCAACCAAACCCAGUAAUGGAAUUAGAACCUUCCUCAACUCAUCUCAUUCUCCCAUUCGAAAGCAAAACCAAGAAUCCUCCACUUCCACCAUUCCAGUCCCUUAAAGAGGUUGAAAAACAGGAUCUUUCAAGUCCCAUUUUGGAAACUGCUCAACUGAUAGAAGCACAAGAAGUUGAUAAUUUGUUUUCAAGAAAUGCAGAAACUGCAGCUCAUGCUCUUGCUGACGUGGACCCAGUGACAGAUGGCACUAAUGUUGAAGGAUCAAUGUGGUGGAAAGAAACAGGGACAGAAGUGAGAGCAGAUGGAAAGGUGUGUAGGUGGACUUUGACUAGAGGUGUUAGUGCUGAUAAAUCUGUUGAAUGGGAAGAGAAAUAUUGGGAAGCUUCUGAUGAGUUUGGGUAUAAGGAACUUGGAUCUGAGAAAUCGGGUCGUGAUGCUUUUGGGAAUGUUUGGCGGGAAUUUUGGAAAGAAUCGUUGGCACAGAUUGAAGGGUGUGUGCAUAUUGAAAAGAGUGCAGAUAAAUGGGGGAAGAAUGGAAAUGGUGGUGAGUGGCAGGAAAAAUGGUUUGAACAUUAUGGUGGAGGUCAAGCUGAGAAGUGGGCCCACAAAUGGUGCUCCAUUGAUCCAACUACACAACUAGAUGCUGGUCAUGCUCAUGUUUGGCAUGAAAGGUGGGGUGAGAAGUACGAUGGUCAAGGAGGGAGCGUGAAGUACACGGAUAAAUGGGCAGAACGUUUGGAGGGUGACAGGUGGACGAAAUGGGGGGAUAAAUGGGACGAGCACUUUGACCAAAAUGGGCAUGGUGUGAAACAGGGAGAAACAUGGUGGGAGGGGCAAUAUGGGGAACGAUGGAAUAAAACAUGGGGUGAAGGUCACAAUGGGUCAGGGUGGGUCCACAAAUAUGGGAAGAGCAGCAGCGGUGAACAUUGGGACACCCAUGUCCAGCAAGACACGUGGGAGAAGGGAGUCGUCGUGGUUUGGGUGGUGGGUACCGGCGGUACAGUCGGGAUGUGGUACCGUCGGCUUGCGGGAGCAGCAGGUUGGAAGAAACCGGGCUUGCAAUGGGUUGGUGAAGCCGUUUACUUUAUCUCUCGAGAGCUUUCUCUUUAUUAUUCUUUAACAAAAUUCUACAGGGAUGUGGUACCGUCGGCCUGCGGGAGCAGCAGGUUGGAAGAAACCGGGCUUGCAACGGGUUGGUGA
This is a messenger RNA of Lactuca virosa, 1996 nucleotides long. Lineage: Eukaryota; Viridiplantae; Streptophyta; Magnoliopsida; Asterales; Asteraceae. The record is from the annotation of a GenBank genome assembly.